This is a messenger RNA of Geosmithia morbida, 141 nucleotides long. RefSeq lists its product as uncharacterized. The transcript is spliced from 2 exons. NCBI's taxonomy places the organism in Eukaryota, Fungi, Ascomycota, Sordariomycetes, Hypocreales, Bionectriaceae. The record is from RefSeq and is a predicted model, not a curated record. Bases 1 to 141 code for a protein of 46 amino acids.
AUGGCAGCAGCCCGGGGAACUUUCCGAACUGCUGCUAAUCAAUCGCCGUGCGGGAUUACCAAGCCAGAACUCGACGCGCCUAUCAGCAAGAUAUGGCAUAUCUCCUCGGUCCUCUCGUCAUCCUCCUCCCUGCUCUCAUGA